This is a messenger RNA of Ascoidea rubescens DSM 1968, 327 nucleotides long. RefSeq lists its product as uncharacterized. Bases 1 to 327 code for a protein of 108 amino acids. Lineage: Eukaryota; Fungi; Ascomycota; Saccharomycetes; Ascoideales; Ascoideaceae. The record is from RefSeq and is a predicted model, not a curated record. The transcript has a single exon.
AUGACAUCUGAUUUCACGAAAAACGAAUUUAUUGAAUUUAUUAAACAAUGUGAAUUAAAAAAGUUCAAUCACUGCUUGAGCUUAAUCUAUUCAAAUAACACUCAAGAUGAAUCAAUUUUAUCUAAACUAAAUAAAAACCACUUUAACUUGGAAAAUAAACGCUCUGCUCCUAUUAAUCCAGCGUUUGUGGGUGGUAAAGCUCUAUCAAAGAUUUCUCAAGAAUCAGAUGGAUUGUGCAAACAAGUUGAAUGUCGAUUUGGUAAACAAUUGAAUUUUGAUUGGCAAAUAGUUUGCAUUCUACUUUUACCUUUUUACAACCAUAAUUAA